GAAGCGCCUCGGGCAGGGAAAGGGCCUUCUCCCCUCUCUUUCCCCCAUUUUCUCGUCCAUCUCUUCCCGUUUCCCCCCCUUUUUAUUCUUCCUACUGGCCUGGUGGCACCAUGACGGCGUCUCCCGACUACCUGGUGAUUCUCUUCGUGACCACGGCGGGAAACAACGGGUCAAGGCUGGGCUCGGAUGAGCGAGAGCUGCUUCAGCUCCUGUGGAAAGUGGUCGACCUGAGGAGUAAGGAGCUGGGGCACCUGCACGAUGUGCUGGUCCGGCCUGACCACCUGGACCUGACAGCUGAGUGCCAGGAGAUCACCCAGGUGGAUGUGGAGAGCCUGGCACUGGCUCCACCGCUGGAGCAGGCAUUGAGACAGUUUAAUCAGUCCGUGAGCAAUGAGUUGAACAUUGGUGUAGGUACUUCGUUCUGUUUCUGUACUGAUGGACAGCUGCAUAUUAGGCAGGUUCUGCACCCUGAAGCUUCCAAAAAGAAUAUCUUGCUGCCUGAAUGCUUCUACUCCUUUUUUGACUUGCGGAAGGAGUUCAAGAAGUGUUGCCCUGGCUCACCUGAUGUUAGCAAACUGGAUGUUGCAGCCAUGACAGAAUAUUUAAAUCUUGACAAGAACAGUCCAGCGUUUCCCUAUGGAGCCUCUCAAGUUGAAGAUAUGGGGAAUAUUAUUUUAACACUAAUAUCUGAACCAUACAAUCACCGAUUUUCAGAUCCAGAAAGAGUAAACUACAAAUUUGAAAGUGGGCCGUGCAGCAAGAUGGAACUUGUGGAUGACAAUGCUGUUAUCCGAGCAAGAGGAUUGCCGUGGCAGUCAUCUGACCAGGAUAUAGCAAGAUUCUUCAAAGGCCUAAAUAUUGCGAAGGGAGGUGCUGCUGUCUGUCUUAAUGCCCAAGGUAGGAGGAAUGGGGAGGCUCUCGUGAGGUUUGUAAGUGAAGAGCAUAGAGAUCUAGCACUACAAAGGCACAAGCAUCACAUGGGGAAUCGAUACAUUGAGGUAUACAAAGCAACAGGUGAAGACUUCCUUAAAAUUGCAGGAGGUACUUCCAAUGAGGUUGCACAGUUCUUGUCGAAAGAAAACCAAGUGAUUGUCAGGAUGCGAGGUCUUCCUUUCAACGUUACAACAGAAGAAGUGCUGACAUUCUUUGGCCAGCACUGCCCUGUAACAGGAGGAAAAGAGGGAGUCCUGUUUGUCACAUACCCUGAUAGCAGGCCAACAGGGGAUGCCUUUGUAUUGUUUGCCUGUGAGGAAUAUGCACAAAAUGCACUGAAAAAGCAUAAGGACUUGCUGGGGAAAAGGUACAUUGAACUUUUCAGGAGCACUGCAGCAGAAGUUCAGCAGGUGCUGAACAGGUACUCUUCCACGCCUCUCAUUCCUCUCCCAACACCUCCUAUUCUUCCAGUAUUACCUCAACAAUUUGUGCCUCCCACUAAUGUCAGAGACUGCAUACGUUUGCGUGGUCUUCCCUAUGCUGCUACUAUAAGGGACAUCCUGGAGUUCCUGGGGGAGUUUUCUACAGAUAUUAGGACCCAUGGAGUUCACAUGGUACUAAAUCACCAGGGACGUCCAUCGGGAGAUGCUUUUAUUCAGAUGAAAUCUGCAGACCGAGCUUUUCUGGCUGCACAGAAGUGUCAUAAGAAGACUAUGAAGGACAGAUAUGUUGAAGUCUUUCAAUGUUCUGCUGAGGAGAUGAACUUUGUAUUAAUGGGGGGCACUUUAAAUCGAAAUGGCUUGUCCCCACCACCAUGUAAGUUACCAUGCCUUUCACCCCCUUCCUACUCCUUUCCGGCUCCUGCUGCAGUUGUGCCAACAGAAGCUGCUCUUUAUCAGCCAUCUAUGCUCCUGAACCCACGAACACUCCAGCCCUCCACAGCAUACUACCCUGCUGGGGCUCAGCUCUUCAUGAACUACACAGCAUACUACCCCAGGUAAAGCAGAGGAGAAACCAAGCAGGAACAAAGAAGUCUUUUUGCAGCAAAUGCACAAACCUCACAAAAGAACAUUGUCUGCCGUGCUAAGGGCUUGUGCUACCAAGAACAGCUUGUUCAGUAUCUUGUUCAGGGAAACAAUUUCAGGAUAUCUAGGGAUUUCCUAAGUUUUAGAGUAUUUCAGGUAGUAAUAAUUAUUUUUUUUAACAAGUCACACAGUUACAGUGGGAUUUUUUUGUUGCUUUGUUUUUGUUUCGUUUUGUUUUCACCUAACAUGCAUCUUAAACUUGUUAGUUUGCAUUGUUAUACCCUCAGUGGGAAUUGGUGUGUGGAUAUGGACAGCCUUCCCAUGUCCGUAGAGAAGCCCUUGGCCCCUCUUUAGAAUGAGUGGAUUGGGGUCUGCUCUAACAACUUCUGAAAUUCUGUCUCCAUUUUUGUAAUAAAGUAACUUUUGACCUUUA
Strigops habroptila (Kakapo) is the source of this 2391-nucleotide messenger RNA. RefSeq names its product epithelial splicing regulatory protein 1 (gene ESRP1). Gene Ontology annotation, cellular component: ribonucleoprotein complex. The transcript is spliced from 13 exons. Gene Ontology annotation, molecular function: RNA binding. Bases 111 to 1934 code for a protein of 607 amino acids. The record is from RefSeq and is a predicted model, not a curated record. Lineage: Eukaryota; Metazoa; Chordata; Aves; Psittaciformes; Psittacidae.